AACCUCGAAACCUCCUAGAGGUCAGGUCAGGGGUUCGAAUCCCGGCGCAAGCGAGCUUUUCUUGCAAAGUGAGUUUUUCUCUCGCUUCCGCUCCUGGCCUAGUGGAUAGCGCUAGUUCGUGUGUGCACAGAGGGAACAGAGUGCUGAACUCUUCUCGCAUUAAAAAUCGAAGGCAAAGUACCGCAGGGGGGGAGGGUAGAGAGGGGCUCUUCUGUGUGACCACGGGUUGGAGUAAAACGGCACUAGUGCUGUGAGGGCUGAUUUGAAGUGAAGACAAACAAAAAAAAAAUGUCGAUCCUUGCCCCGACGCCGCGGACACAGCAAGGAUCACUCCUAGGCCUAGACAAGCUUGCCGCUCAGAAGAAUGCCGAGAGGCAGGCGGCCCUGGAGGCGGCCGGGCUUGGGGGAAGAGGAAACGCUCGCGGGGGCGCCAAAAGCGGUAGCGGUAGCGGCGGAGCUCUGUCCUUCGCCGAUCUGGAUACCGCACCCGGGGACGACGACGGCUCCAGCGGUAACGGGGUACCGCGGGGCGACGGGACAGCGGCGCCGACAACAGGGCAGAAGGAGUCGAGGUCGCGCCCGGGACCGGACACCCCGUCGCACCCGGGUGGCGUUAACCGGGAGGCCAAGGACAAGAUCGACGAGAAGGAGCGCGCUCGCCGGCGGGGAGGAGGCGUCGCCGCCGACGUCGUCGUCCCCGCCGCCGCCGCCGCCGCGGGCGGGGGGGGGGAAGGCGGCCGGUCAGAGGAGCGGGACGCCGACGGGCGGCGAAAGAGCCGACGGUCCGACGGCGGCGGCGGGGGGGAGAGCGGAGACGACCGCCAUGCGGGGAGAGACAGCCGCAGCAGCCGGCGGGAAAGGGAGAGGGACGGCCGUCGAGAGCGAGACGAUAGAAGCAGCAGUAGCCGGAGUAGGAGCCACCGGGGGCGAGACGAUGGAAGAGGCGGGGGGCGCGACGACUCCAACGGAGACCGUAAGAGGAGAGACGGGGGCGAAGGGCCCAGAAGCAAGCGCUCCAGGAGCCCCGGCGGAAGGGGGGGUAUCUGUUCGUCGUCUGGGCGGGAUUCGGUGUCUAGGACGAGGAACAGGAGCCGGAGCCGGAGCCCGGAGAGGCGCCGGCCGCGCACGAGCGAGAGGUGGGAGGACGCCGUCACGCCGAUGUGA
Molecule: messenger RNA, 1164 nt
Organism: Ectocarpus sp. CCAP 1310/34
Lineage: Eukaryota; Phaeophyceae; Ectocarpales; Ectocarpaceae
Source: the annotation of a GenBank genome assembly